AUGACAAAGAUUUUGAUGGCACUGUGGAUCCUCGGGAAUGAAGAGUCAUAUAGGGAAGUAGGAAACCUCUUUGGUUGCAACAGAGGCCUGGUGUUCCACAUCGUUGAAGAAAUGGUAACAGUGUGGAGCAAGCUAGGUACACAAAGAAUUUCGUGGCCAACAAACCUUGCCCUGGUCUCUGCGGAGUUUCAACAAAAAUGGGGAUUUCCCGGUGCAAUUGGUGCCGGUGAUGGGUGCCAUAUUGCCGUUGAAGCCCCUGUUGUUGAGCAGGGUGCGUACUACAAUAGGAAAGACUUUCACUCGGUGAUCCUCCAAGGAUGCUGUGACGCAAACCUAAUUUUCACGCACGUGUACAUUGGGUCUCCUGAGAGGAUGCACGACGCUAGAGUGUACACCAACUCUGGUCUCGAGGAAUUGCUCAAAAAGCUACCAGGAGAGAUGCACGUGCUUUGA
Ornithodoros turicata is the source of this 453-nucleotide messenger RNA. Its product is annotated as putative nuclease HARBI1. The transcript has a single exon. Bases 1 to 453 code for a protein of 150 amino acids. NCBI's taxonomy places the organism in Eukaryota, Metazoa, Arthropoda, Arachnida, Ixodida, Argasidae. The record is from RefSeq and is a predicted model, not a curated record.